UGCCCCCACCUUCCCUUUUUGUUGUUGUUUGUCGGGAGGAGGGGGGGGAGAGAAUUAUCACCAUGGCCACUUUUGGGCUGCCGGGUUCCGGGAGGAGGAGACCUCUGGCGAAGGGUGGAGAGAGUUACCUCGGGUUACCGUGUAACUGAGUCGAGCCGCUACUGUUCCGGGCGGCAGCUACCAGGCUUUGGCGGCAGAAGCGAGGCUCGAGGCCGGGGAAAGGAUUGGAGCCUCGGCAAAGAGCAGGUUCUCUUUUCUUCCUUUUCACUGAAAUGUACCAUGGAACAUGCUGGAGAACAUGAAAUAUGCCAUGCAUCAGAGCAGAUGUAUUGCGUGGAGCGACGAGUGUAUAACCGAGGAAACUUACAAGAGCAACUUCACAAGAAGGAAACUACACCCCUGCCCCUCAGUCAGAAGAUAGCACGUUCUUGUCGUUGUUCUUCCAAGACAGUCAAAUCUGUUCUCUGUAGGUUUUUCCCAAUUUUUACAUGGCUCCCCCGAUAUCCAGUGAAAGAUUAUUUGCUGGGAGACAUUAUCUCAGGUAUAAGCACUGGGGUCAUGCAGCUUCCUCAAGGGUUAGCUUAUGCAUUGCUGGCAGCGGUGCCUCCAGUAUUUGGCCUCUAUUCUUCAUUUUAUCCAGUCUUUCUAUACACUUUUUUUGGAACCUCCAGACACAUAUCAAUAGGAACAUUUGCUGUAAUUAGCCUGAUGAUUGGAGGAGUUGUUGUUAGAGAAGCACCUGAUGAAAUGUUUGACAGUGUGGGCACCAACUCUACCAACAGCACAGAUCUUGAUAGCUUUACAGCCAAAGAUGACAUGAGGGUGAAAGUAGCUGUUGCCGUGACCUUGCUCACAGGGAUCAUACAGCUCUGUUUAGGACUCCUGCGAUUUGGAUUUGUAGCCAUUUAUCUGACGGAGCCCCUGGUACGGGGAUUCACCACUGCUGCAGCCGUUCAUGUCUUCACCUCUCAGUUAAAGUAUCUGCUUGGUGUGAAAACUAAAAGGUUCAGUGGACCCCUCUCCUCCCUUUAUAGUUUAAAUGCUGUGUUCUCAGACAUUACAAAAACCAACAUAGCAGCUUUAGUUGUGGGACUGGUUUGCAUCAUCUUGUUGCUGAUUGGUAAGGAAAUCAAUGACCGCUUCAAGAAGAAACUGCCUGUUCCUAUCCCUAUGGAGAUAAUUGUGGUAGUAAUUGGUACCGGAGUUUCAGCUGGAAUGAGUCUGUCUCAGACUUAUGGAGUUGACGUUGUUGGUAAUAUCCCUAAAGGGUUACGUCCUCCACAAGUACCUGAUAUCAGCCUCAUCCCAAAAGUAUAUGUGGAUGCAAUAGCUAUAGCUCUUGUUGGAUUUUCCAUGACAGUCUCCAUGGCCAAAAUCUUUGCUCUUAAGCAUGGCUAUACAAUUGAUGGAAAUCAGGAACUCAUUGCCUUAGGCAUAUGUAAUUCUACAGGAUCCUUUUUCCAGACCUUUGCAGUUACUUGUUCAAUGUCUCGGAGUCUUGUCCAAGAGGGCACUGGUGGAAAGACUCAGAUUGCUGGCACUCUGUCUUCAAUUAUGGUUUUCUUGGUCAUUGUUGCAAUUGGUUACCUCUUUGAACCACUGCCACAGGCUGUGCUUGCGGCAAUUGUAAUGGUCAACCUGAAAGGCAUGUUCAAGCAGUUUGGAGAUAUUGCUUACUUCUGGAGGACCAGCAGGAUAGAACUAGCUAUCUGGAUUGUGGCAUUCCUUUCCUCAUUUCUUCUGGGUCUAGACUAUGGCUUGAUUACUUCCAUAGCUUUUGCAAUGAUUACCAUUGUGUACCGAACACAAAGUCCACAGUACAGAAUCCUCGGCCAGAUUCCUGGUACAGACAUUUACUGUGAUGUGGAAGAGUAUGAAGAGGUCAAAGAAGGUCCUGGAAUAAAAAUAUUUCAGGCAAAUACAUCACUCUAUUUUGCUAACAGUGAAUUAUAUAUUAAUGCACUGAAGAAAAAGACUGGUAUAGAUCCUUGCACAGUAUUGACGGCAAGGAAGAAAGCACAGAAAAAGCAUGCCAAGGAAUUGAAGCACUUGCAUGAGCACAAAAAGAAAGCAGUCUUAAAAAUGACUAAUGAGAUGGAAAAUACUGUGAAACAUGAAGUGAUGAAUGAUGAAUUGUCCCUCAAUGGGAAAUUCUCAGCAGCAGAGGCAGCUAUGCAGGACUCUUCUCCUGAUGAACUUGAACAUUUUAUGGAGCCAGUGACUACUAUUCACUCAAUUGUUCUGGAUUUCUCACCUGUGAACUUCGUGGAUUCCGUCGGUGCAAAGGCCCUCAAAACAAUCAUAAAAGAGUAUGAAGAAAUUGGUAUUUCAGUGUAUAUAACUGGCUGCAAUGAAUCUGUUAUGGACAACCUUACUAAGCUACACUUCUUUGACCAAGCAUCCUUAAAUGACUUGUUCUUCCCCAGUGUUCAUGAUGCUGUACUCACCAGCCAAUUGAAAGGCCCUCGUGCCUUACACACAUCUUUAGAUGCCGUCUAAAUAAACUCUAUGGGGAUGUAUCCAUUGACUUCCAAGGGCUCCUCCUGUUUAGUUUCAUUUGCACAGAUGACACAGAGCUUAAGACUUGCCAUUCUUACGGGUAUGUGACAACAAUUGUGAGACAGCUUGCCUUCUGCCGAACAAUAUCUGAGGAAUUUGAGGCCUUAAUGUUUUUGGAGCGUGUGCUUUUUAAAGGAAUUUGGAUGUAGCCUGGAUUGGUGUGCUAGUGUUUGUAUAAAACAGAAACAGUAUGUAUUUUCUUGCAAGCACCGAAGAACAUUUUGAACUUUACUUUUUUGUUGUUUAGAAACGUGCCAGCAGAUGAUAGUGCACUCUCUUAAAUAUAUAUAUAUAUAGCAUUGUACAUUACUGGAAAGAAUAGAGGACAUUUUGAGCCAGGUAUUACCAGAUUGAUCCUGACCCUCUCUUGAUUAUACUUCAUAUGCUUCUUUGGGAAUGGCAGAUAGUCUGACAACAACUGCUGUGGGAAUGCACUAUACCAGUAUCUUAAAGCCACCUUCUGUGGCCUGGUGCCCUUCAGCUGUGUAGAAAACAGCCUCCCAGAAUCCCUUGGCAGACUGGUUGGGGGAUGUGAGGAGCUGAAGUCCAGCAUACUUGGAGAGCACCUAACCAAUGGUCCUCAAAGAAUUUCAUACAUUGUGAGAUUUUAUAUAGUGGCUCCUGAAAUCAGAAAGAACACCUUUUUGUUGCUCAAUUAAGUUAAAGAUCUGCUGUGCAGACAUCCGCGGUUUCUAUCGCAUGACUACUUAGAAAAGCAUGAAAGCACCAUUUUGUAGGUUUUCUAUAUGACCAUAAUUAUGAGCUCUUUUGUCUAAGAACUAAUAUUUACUAAACAACUGUAAUAGAUAAUUUUCCCAUAAAAAAAGUUGCUACGUGUAUCGUAAGAGCAAUGUUGCACUUACCAAGUGGACUUCUAGUCAGCUGGAAGUGGGCAAAAGGAACCAAUAGAGUAGCCAGGCUAGUUGAAUCGGGACCUGUGCACAUUCUAAACUCCAACUGGCUGUAACUCUGUGAACAUGCAGAGAAAGAUCACUGGUUUUGUUUGUUGUCUUUCCUGCAUUUUGAAAAAUUAAUUUUACAGAGUCAUUUAAUCUUGUUCUCAGAAAUCAACAAAUAUAUCACUGAAAUAGCAUAAAGCUACCUUCUGUGCAUACUGAUUACCAAAUAUUAUGUGGAAAUGGCAAAGAAGCAAUUACUUGUACUUUACCCCUAAGGCAACUAGCUUCAAAGCAAAUUUCAUUCCAUUAACUAGAACAGAGUUGCACAGCCAGUGCAAUCCAAUGCCUUCAGAAUUGGCAGCACAUACCAGCUUGUUCAGGAGUGCUUACUCUUAGGUAUGUUUUUGCAAGACUGCAGCCUUAUGAGCUAUGAACAUAAAUGAACUUGUUAAAAUGAAGUAUCUGUAUUUAGUGGCAUAGCUACGGUAGGCAUGUGGUCGUAGUUUUCUAGCUGAAAUCAGUAGGAUAUCAGUACCUAGUAUUUUUUU
Pogona vitticeps (central bearded dragon) is the source of this 4006-nucleotide messenger RNA. Lineage: Eukaryota; Metazoa; Chordata; Lepidosauria; Squamata; Agamidae. The record is from RefSeq and is a predicted model, not a curated record.